CCCCACCAGCACUGCAAAAAGGCCAGAGGCCCACAGACAAGCAUCCCAGGACCCCAAGGCAGCCCCUCCAACACUGCCAGCCUCCUGACCCCCCAUGAGCACCCUGACAGCCUCAACCAGCCCAUCCAGGGGACAGAUGGUCACCCACAGCCUGACAAGGCGUCAACCCAGGAGCCCUCCAGGGCCAGCCAAGUCCUCAUGCACAGAUCUGUGCCCUGCACUUCUGUCCCCAUCUCGUCCUUGCUGUUUGAUCCUUUCCUUGACCUGCUCUUCCACACCUAAGCAACCUCUGGCAAGUGACCCUGCCUCAGUUUCCUCACCGUCAAUCGGAACGGUGCAGCGUCAGGGUGCAGGCGUGUGGACGGUGCCCGCUACGACUGCACUCAGUCAACAUCAGCUGCGCUGGCAAGUUGCAGCUGCCAGGCACUGGCUGAGCUAAUGAGCCUUCCCUCCUAUCCCCGCCCCUGUGUAUGGGACACAAACCAAAUGCCCUGACUCUGCCACUCAGGAGGACAAAGAGGCUGUUCCCCUCCCAGGAACUCACCCUCACCCCCACUCCAGGACCCCAAGGCCUGACUCAGCUUAUCUGAUCCAAGCACCUACUCCCCUGAGGGACUACCAGGCCAGUGCCACUGGCAGGGGACACAACCGGUCUGUAUGGAGAACCCACCGGCAUUCUGGCUGUUCCAGGAGUGGAUGGUCCAGAGAUGGUCCUGCUGAGCUGGGACUUAAAAGAUCAUUUAUUUAAUGGGUGCAGAGUCCAGGCAGAGGGCUCCAGAGGGGCAAAGGCCCAGAUCGAGGGAGGACAGGAGACAGGAGGAGGAGAAGGUAGAGGGGGAAAAUCACAGGAAGCCUUCUUGAAAAGUUUGUGGCUUUUGGUAGAUGACAAUGGGGACACCAGAGUACAAUUCUAAGCAGGAGGGUUGAAUUUGAAGCUAUUGCUUUUACAACUUUACUCUGACUUCGGCUUGGCCAUCAGAUUAGAAGGGCUAGAUGGGGCAUCAAAGAGACUUGGGAAAUAUCAAAACAGCGGGGAUGCGGGGGACGUUUAUUCACACACACCCCCUUCUGCUAGGGAAAGUUACAUCCCCAGUCCGCAGACCAGGCUUCGAGAGGCCUCCUGCUGUGCAAUGAGACACCUCCACCUCUAACACCAGAGGCCCUGCCUGGAGCGGGCUGUUCUUCACUUCUCCCCAGGACACGCAUCCACUCCAACCCCCCCCCCCCAAAGCUGUGGGCCCAGAGCUUUCCUUUUUAAAAUUUGAAAACGAAUGUUGCAUUUCCGACCUGCAGACCUGGGUGGCCAGCGCCGCGGCUGGGGAGGGGGCCUGUACUCGCGGAUGAAGUUUUUCUCCUCCGGCUGGGCGCCCCUCCUUCCGGCGCAAAAACAAGCGCGCGCGCCGCGGCCGGUCGGCCCCCAGAUGCCGCCAAUCGCGCGGCGCCAGGGCGGCUCCCCGCGGGGCCUGGCCGCCGUCCCACCCGCGGGCCCACAGCUGCUGCGGCCAGGCCCGGCGGGGAGCUGGCUCCGCCUCCCGCGCGCGGCGCCCCCCGCCCUCGCCCCCCGCACCACGAGUCACCCCAUUCAUGCUCCUGCCCACGGGCGCAAGCGGCGGGGAGGGCCGGGGAGCGCGUUCCCAGCGCGCAGAAAACAGGUGGCCAGGCGGGAAGUGCUGCCGACGUUCGCCUCAGCGCCCUCCAGCUGCUGCCACACCCACCCCUUCCUCGGGGGGCCGCCUCCUCCUCCUCCUCCUCCGUACUCUUCUCAGACUCCUGGAGGAGGCCCACAGCGACGUCAAGGCCGGGUCAUAGGCAUGUACACCGCCACGCCCAGGAUCUCGUCCUCCUUGCCGAUGCGCACUCUGUGUCCCUACUGCGGCAACUACAUCGUCACGGUGACCACCGCCGUCCCCGGACUCCUCACCUGGCUGCUGUGCUCUGGCCUCUUAGUGUUCGGGUGCUUCCUGGGCUGCUGCCUCGUGCCCUUCUUCGUGAAAAGCCUGAUGGACGUGAGCCACUCCUGUCCCGUGUGCAAGCACGAGCUGUACCACUUCCACCGCGUGUGAGCCCCUCCCUGGGAAAUAAACGCUGACGCUGC
Sciurus carolinensis (gray squirrel) is the source of this 2095-nucleotide messenger RNA. RefSeq names its product LITAF domain containing (gene Litafd). Gene Ontology annotation, molecular function: zinc ion binding. NCBI's taxonomy places the organism in Eukaryota, Metazoa, Chordata, Mammalia, Rodentia, Sciuridae. The record is from RefSeq and is a predicted model, not a curated record. Gene Ontology annotation, biological process: regulation of cytokine production. The transcript is spliced from 4 exons. Bases 1272 to 2063 code for a protein of 263 amino acids.